Dermacentor albipictus is the source of this 3615-nucleotide messenger RNA. Lineage: Eukaryota; Metazoa; Arthropoda; Arachnida; Ixodida; Ixodidae. The record is from RefSeq and is a predicted model, not a curated record.
CUGCCUUAAUUUUGUCUGUUGUUUUUAGGACAUCUAUAACGCGCUACCCGGACGAACGCUACGCAUUCGAGAGUUUACAGCUAAAAGAACAUUUUUCCUUGUCGCGCGAGGAGCACAUUUUUUCACUUUGCAACAGUUACACGGUGAAGUGCUCAAGGCACAUAUCCCAGGAUGGUUGUACCGUCAUUUGUCUAAUUUGUUUUACUGUGCUACUGCUGUCGUUACAGCUUCUGCUGAAGUUAGUUGGGCCCGUCAAUGUCUAGCCUAAGUGCUGAUUGCUGCUUGUUGCUCAGUCUAGAAUCUGGCCUCACAAAUGCGAUGAGCCUAGCUGAAAGCAUCACUGCCAAAAUGGCAUGCCAUGCCCCUUCAAAGAUCGGUGGUCAGGUCGAGGUUGGCAUGCAGUGCAGCUUGUCUCUUGCUGACAAGUCUGUUGGGUGCUCGUUCAAACCAGGGAGCGAGUCUAGGAGCGUGCAGACUACGGAGGCUGUGGAGCAGUUAAGCUCCACCUCAGCAUCAAGGCCUUCAAUUUCUACAUCAACUGCCAAAUGUGACAACUCAAAGCAAGGAUGCCUCCACCGAUGUGAGCUAUGUGACUAUGUGGCAGAUGAACUAUUUCCUCUGGAAGCACAUGCCACCAUCCAUACUGGCGAGAAGCCAUUUCAUUGCCCUUCAUGCUCUCGGAGCUUCUCAUAUAAGUGUUAUCUGAAUGUCCACCUGCGGACUCACACAGGCGAGAAGCCAUUUGACUGCCCUUCAUGCUCUCGGAGCUUCUCACGAAAGCCCCACUUGAAAGCCCACCUGCGCACCCACACAGGCGAGAAGCCAUUUGACUGCCCUUCAUGCUCUCGGAGCUUCUCAGAAAAGGGCCACCUGAAUGCCCACCUGCGCACCCACACAGGCGAGAAGCCAUUUGACUGCCCCUCAUGCACUCGGAGCUUCUCACAGAAGAGGUUCCUGAAAGCCCACCUGCGCACCCACACAGGCGAGAAGCCAUAUCAGUGCCCUUCAUGCUCUCAGAGCUUCUCAAUCAAGGGUUACCUCAAAGCCCACCUACGCACCCACACAGGCGAGAAGCCAUAUCAGUGCCCUUCAUGCUCUCGGAGCUUCUCACGAAAAAAAGACGUGAAAUUCCACCUGCGGACACACACAGGCGAGAAGCCAUUUGACUGCCCUUCAUGCUCUCGGAGUUUCUCAGAAAAGGGCAGCCUGAAAGCCCACCUGCGCACCCACACAGGCGAGAAGCCAUUUGACUGCCCUUCAUGCACCCGGAGCUUCUCAAGAAAGCCCCACCUAAAAGCCCACCUGCGCACCCACACAGGCGAGAAGCCAUUUCACUGCCCUUCAUGCUCUCAGAGCUUCUCACAAAAGGGCAGCCUGAAAUCCCACCUGCGCACCCACACAGGCGAGAAGCCAUUUCACUGCCCUUCAUGCACUCGGAGCUUCUCACAGAAGAGCGGCCUGAAAGUCCACCUGCGCGCCCACACAGGCGAGAAGCCAUAUCAGUGCCCUUCAUGCUCUCAGAGCUUCUCAAUCAAGGGUCACCUGAAAGCCCACCUGCGCACCCACACAGGCGAGAAGCCAUAUCAGUGCCCUUCAUGCUCUCGGAGAUUCUCACAAAAGAGCAACCUUAGGAAACACAUGAGGCGAGAAGCCAUUUCAUUGCCCUCUCUGCCUUCAGUGAUUCUCGUUGAAGAAUGCCCUGAAGAUACACCGGUGCAUUCAUACAAGUGACCGGCCAUAUAGUUGCAUUGCCUGCUUCAGGUCCUCAUCACUUGAACAGACUUGGAGAGCACAGCACCAUGAUUCAAUUCAAUUCAAUUCACUUUAUUUUCAACACCACAAUGUUGAGGACUGCGAACAAGAAGCCUUUUAUGGCUUGACAAGGUCCAGAUCCCUUUUUAACAAGAAGUGACAGAGCAUAGGGUUAGGUAUUACAUAUUAAGCUAGAAUUACCUUUGUCCCAAUAACACGAGUGUGAGACAUAAUGCAUAUAUAUAUAAUAUAUACAUACAUACAUAUAUGUGUAAAAUGAACUCAAGUGAAACAGAAUGUAUACUCACGUACAAUUGAAACCGAAAGAAUUAACGCUAAUUACUAAUGCACAUUAUACAUAUAUGAAAACAAAUGUGUCACACAAAACAUACUGCAAUGCACAAUUCGGCAAAUACACUGUUACAAAAACAAUUUCUUCCAUGUUCCAUACUGUAGGGUAGUUUAACAAUCUCGUUGAACUAGAGUCUGAAUUAAAAAUCUACAUUCGUGUAAUAUGUUACGUAGUGUUCUACUGCAUCAGGUAGCACAAGUGUUUCCACAUGUUCCUGAGAGCAAGCUUUAACUCGGGCCCAACUUCGAUGCCGCCUAUUCAAAUACAUGUAAAACGCAUAAAUGCUUUUCUGAAAUAACCAGUGGGCCGAUUGUAACGAAAUUUGUUACACUUGAGAGAAAAAGCUAAAUUCUGGUGACUGCUGGAAGCAUAGUUUAGUUUGAAGGCCUGAAUGUUAUAACAGGAAUUUACAAAGAUUUUCCAUCUUUAAAAAAAUUGGAGCAAGAAUUUUAUAAAUUUUUAACUCUGCGCUUGGAAUAGAUAUCGUAGCUCUGUAAACUGCAUACGCUAGAUCUUCCAAAGCAGACAAAUUUGAUGUAUCAGUGUAUAUCUUGUUAAAUAGUUACACUGUUUACAGACACUUUGCAAAUGUCCUACUCACUUAUUAGUGGCAUAUUUUAAUGCUUUGUUUAAUACGUAAAUAUUGUCCGCUUUAGGUGUCCUAUUCGGAGCAUUUUACAGAAUUGCAAUAUCAUUUUUCAUUGCUGAGUUACCAGAGUUGUAAACUUGAUAGUUUCGUUUUCUGAGAAUUCGUGAUUUUCAACUAUUGCUAUUUAAAGAUUGAUGUCCUAAAUCAAAAAUUCACUACCAACAGUCACUACAUUCUAUUUCUUUUAUAUGCAACAAACUUCAUCUGGUUUCGUGCAGUAGUUAAGACAAAUGAUCUCUCCUUUCCCAUGUAUGUAGAUGGGAGCCCCCAAGCUGAAGCUUGCUCUUAGAGGGUCUCUGAAACACUUUUGUGGGGUUACCAUAUUUUCUCUAGAUCUUUUCUCAACACGUUAUGGAACACAGAGCAAAAGAUUUACGAGAACUAACCCACAUAAAGCCAUUGUAGCUGAAAAAAAUUCAAAAUACAGUUGAACUUCAAUUAAAAGAAGUCUGCAAAAACAGCUAUUUGCUUUGUUAUAUUGUGGCUUUUCAUUAUUUGAAAAGUAAUUGAUGUUCAUUCGUGUCUCAAAAAUUACUGUUUGCAUGCCCCUACAAACUAUGUAUGUUCAUUGUAAUAAUUGUUACACUACAGAUGCCUAAAUGAUGUGUUCUUUAGGCUCUGUUUUUUUUCGGUGUUCUCUUUGGUACAUAUGAACUUGUUCUCUUAGACCAAUUCAUGUAUUUGUUGCCUCUUGGUUCUGGUCUACAUGGUUCAUUGUGGAUUCUCUUGAUCUUAUUCUGUUCGUUCCUUUCUUUUUUUUUUACAAAUGGGUACUUCUUUAGAGGAAUUGAUUGUUCAGUAAGCUAGCUUUCCACUGUCUGUUUCAUUAGAGCAUCAAAUAAAUGCCAGUGUUUGGUGAGUA